Microthlaspi erraticum is the source of this 1329-nucleotide messenger RNA. Lineage: Eukaryota; Viridiplantae; Streptophyta; Magnoliopsida; Brassicales; Brassicaceae. The record is from the annotation of a GenBank genome assembly.
AUGAGCGCGACGCAGACGCAGGGUCCGCACUCGCUCGCCUUCCGGGUGAUGCGACUGUGCAAACCGUCUUUCCACGUCGAUCCUCCCCUCCGCAUUGACCCUUUCGAUCUUCUCGCCGGCGAGGAUUUCUCCGACGAUCCCACAUCCGCGUCAUUGUUCCGCCGCCACGUGUCCUCUGCCGACGCCGUCGACUCCGAUCUCAGUUACCGCAACAGAUUCCUCCUUGACCAUCCAACCGAUCCCAUCGGUCUCUCUGGUCUUCUCCUCCUUCCUCGGUCCUUCGGAGCGAUCUAUCUCGGAGAAACAUUCUGCAGCUAUAUAAGCGUCAACAAUAGUUCCAAUUCCGAAGUUCGGGAUGUUACCAUUAAGGCAGAGAUUCAGACUGAGAGGCAGAGGAUUCUGCUUGUGGAUACAUCCAAGUCACCUGUUGAAUCCAUACGGACAGGGGGACGCUAUGACUUCAUAGUGGAACAUGAUGUCAAAGAGCUUGGAGCUCACACGUUGGUAUGCGCUGCAUCGUACAAUGAUGCUGAUGGUGAGCGUAAACAUCUUCCCCAGUUUUUCAAGUUUGUCGUCGCAAACCCACUCUCAGUCAGGACCAAGGUUCGAGUUGUUAAGGAGACUACGUUUCUUGAGGCUUGCAUUGAGAACCAUACAAAAGCAAACCUCUUCAUGGACCAAGUCGAUUUUGAACCUGCCAAGCAAUGGAGUGCCGUGAGAUUACAAAAUGAAGACCAUCAUUCCACACUAGAUCCCCCAACCAGUGAUCUUGGUGGACUGAUACCUAAUCCGCCAGUUAUAAUCCGGUCUGGUGGGGGUAUCCACAACUAUCUCUAUAAGUUAAACCCAUCUGCACAUGUUUAUGGCCAAUCGAAAUUUCAGGGAAGUGAUAUUCUGGGUAAAUUUCAAAUAACAUGGCGCACAAAUUUGGGAGAACCUGGUCGCUUACAAACACAACAAAUUCUUGGCGCUCCUGUAAGCCGCAAAGAGAUAAAUAUACGAGUUGUUGAGAUUCCAAGUGUUAUGCACUUAAAUAGACCCUUUACGGCUUCCUUGAAUAUCACAAACCAAACUGAUAGGCAUUUGGGGCCCUUGGAGGUUUCACUGUCACAAGAUGAAUCACAAAUGGAGAAGGCGGUUGUCAUUAACGGUCUCCAGAAUGUGAUGUUACCUAGGAUUGAGGCAUUUGGCUCCAUUGAUUUCCAAAUGAAUCUUAUCGCUUCCAAACUCGGAGUCCAAAAAAUCGCUGGAAUCACAGCCUUUGACACAAGAGAGAAGAGAAUCUAUGAACUUGUUCCUGAGAUGGAGAUAUUUGUAGAGUCGGACUAG